Chlamydomonas reinhardtii is the source of this 2671-nucleotide messenger RNA. RefSeq lists its product as uncharacterized. The record is from RefSeq and is a predicted model, not a curated record. Gene Ontology annotation, molecular function: acyltransferase activity, transferring groups other than amino-acyl groups. The transcript has 6 exons. The coding region runs from base 93 to 1550 and encodes 485 amino acids. Lineage: Eukaryota; Viridiplantae; Chlorophyta; Chlorophyceae; Chlamydomonadales; Chlamydomonadaceae.
CUUUAGUAUUGCCAAAAGGCCCGACCAGGCGACCCUUGGAACCAGUCUCGAUUUCCCGUUUCCGCCAAUGCCGGUUCGUCCUGAUUGACAAAAUGCAUGAAGGACAAAACACAUGUGGCCCUGCGACCAGAGGUCAUGCCGACGGAGGUGGUCUCGGCGUGCACUUGCUUGUGGCGGGAGCGAUUCUCCACGGCCUUGCGUGUGACGCGCCGGCUGCGCUCGCAGCACUUUGGCUUGAACGCUGUAUCGCCUAUAAUCCUGUGCUUCUGACACACCUCGACGGCGUCAACGACCUGCCAGCGCCACGGAGGUGCGGCUGGGGCCGCGCGGCCCUGCCCUGGGCGGCGGUGAGCUUGGCCGGCGGCCUCCCAGCCAUUGACAAGGGCAGCACCACACGUCACGUGUGUGCUGGCUGCCACCAGCACCUCACCACCUCUGACCUCGCACGCCUGGAGGAGCAGCAGGAGCAGUCGGCGCCGCGCCACCUGCACCCGCACCCGCAACCGCAGACCCCAGGCGCAGUGCUGCAGUGCGAUGGCUGCCACCGCUGCUUCCACGGCCCCUGCCACCGGCGGUGGGCCGCUGCGGCGGAGCAGGAGCAGCGUCGGCGGGCACGGGUACACGCGGCACGUGAUGGCCGGGACGGGUCGGGGAGGCGGCAACAGCCGGAGGCCGUGAGGGCAUCGGCGGCGGCGGUGGAGGCUGGGGACCCGGGCGACGACGGGGCUUGGUUCCAUGAUACGGAGUGCAAACAGGUCCGGGUGGCGCUGCUGCGGCUGUGCCGGCGGGGGGACAUAUGGCUGCCUGAGGGCACAUCAACAUCGCCGCCAGCAAUAGCAGCUGCACCACCCGCACCAGCAGCCGCGAGCAGCAGCAGCGGCAGCAGCCUCGUUGCAGCACCAGACCACGCGGCCGCUUCAGGUCGCCCAGAUGCUGCGCCAGGCGCCAGCCCGCCCACGACCUUGACCUCGACCGCGACACCACACAGCGUACCUGAGUCCCCGCAGCAGCCGCGGCAACGGCUGCGCAUGCGGGUGUACGACUGCAAUGACGGCGGGCCGGCGGCGGCUGUCGGUCUGCGGCGUGUGCACGGCGUGCUGCGUGCCGCGGGCUUUGGCUACGGCCUGAGCGACCUCCGGCAGUUUGAUGUGGCGGCGUUGCUGAUGGCCGAGGACUCGGGCCAGGCCCUGUCCGCCGCCGUACUGGACGUGUACGGCUCACACUUUGCGGAGCUGUACCUGCUGGCCACAUGCGCCGCCGUACAGCGGCGCGGGUACGGCCGGGCGCUGGUGCGGCAACUGGAGCAGGAGCUAGCGGCCAGCGGCGUGCGGCGGCUUCUGGUGUCGGUGGACGAUGACGACCUGGUCAAUCAGGGGCUGUGGCACCACGCGAUGGGGUUUGGGUCCGUGCCUGACGCAGAGCUCCGGCAGCUGGCGAGGAGCUGGGGGGCGUUCGGGCCGGCGGCGCGGCGCGGCACCGUGUUCCUGUACCGGCCCCUGCUUGGCGGAGCUGGCGAGGCGCAGGGGCAGGGGCAGCACGGCAAGCGGUGACGCAAUGCAGUAGCCUAGUAGGACAGUCGGCAGUAGACACAUCUGGAUGCCCCAGGGCGUGUUCCGCAGGGUGUAGUACCGAAUGUGGCGUAGAGCUACUGCGUUCCGCCUACAUGCAACGCCGAGGGAUGGUCGGGGAGUCUUGUACAAUCCCAAGCUGCUAAAUGAGGGGAAGGGUGCAAUCCGGGCCUCUCGCGCACCCUGGAUAGGCGUGGAGUAAGGAAUGGAGUAUGACUGAAGGAGUAAGGUCGCCGUGGCAGGACGCGGUGACUCGGCGCGGCUGCGCCAUGUCAGGUAUGACUGGGAAGUUCCGCCAUGGUCCGUGGAAAGGGUGCGAUGAGGCAGUGUUAAGGCAGGUUGGUGAAGUCCCGUAGGGUGCAGUGAUUCCCAGACCCCAGCAGAUGGCAAACAAUUUGCAACGGCAGUGCAGGAGCGUGAGGAAUGCGCGUCAGCAAAACAUCGACACAACCUGCCAGCUACCGUCGGUACAGUAACAGCGCGCGAACGACGCACCAAUGCCUUGUCCCUUCUUGCUACGCAUUUAUGUGGGCACGGGUGGGAGCCACACACAUCGGGACUACGCUUUCCUGCCCCUUGCCAUGUUCCAUCACGAGCGGGCAGUGCAGGAGCGCGCGGCUGGUCGAACGCCGGAGUUACUGUGCCGACAAGUUGCUGGCUGGCUGGAAGUUUGGUCCGUGGGGAAGGGUGCGAUGGGACAGGGUGUGCGAUGGGACAGGGUGAGGCGUAGGUCGGCAUUCACUUGGCAUAGUCCCUGAGGUCCACGGGAAAGGGAGGCCAGUGUAUAUAACCGCAGGAUGUGUGGGUGUGCAUGUGCCGGUCUGUCGGAGCGAAAGAGAGCCAGGCGUAUGGACACACGGCUUCACAGGUGCACUUGCGACAGGUGCCCCUGAGACAAGCUGCUGGCCAUGACCGCUGAGUAACAGCAGGUUGCAUGCCGGAGGGUUCACCCGGAGGACGAAUUGACGGUAGGUUGCCGAGGGCUGCCAUCAAGCGAGUACAGGGCUGUCAUCGACACAGGGCAGGGCCGCCAGCCAACAGCUCAAUUCGACCCCGCCUCUGGCGCUCAGUUCCACGGCCAACUAUUGUAACGCGGUACUGGU